AUGGCCGCCAUUCCGUUGGCCUCCGCCGCCAAGUCGUCGGUGGCCCAGGACCUGAGUGAUAUGAGCGUAGGCGGAGCAGCAGGCCGGUCGACGGUGCGCCUUCCUGGUCACUCCGCCAAGAACAGGGCGAGCGGCGGGGCCGCCGCGGCGCUGGCGGUGGCGGCCGGCGAGCUCGCGCCCGAGGAUCACUCGCGCGUCCUCUGGUUCCUGGCGUCCUUCGUCGCCCAGAAGCGGAAGGAGAGCAGCAAGGCCCUGAGCGUGCUGAAGGCGCUCUUCGCCGACGGCGCGGCGCCCUCGUGGAGGGAGGCAGCGCACGGCGACAGAGACCUGCUCAGAGCCCUCCACGGCGUGCACGCCAGGGCGCCCCAGCUCGUCGGCGGGGCCGUCGGCGACGACGCGCCGAGCCCAGCAGCGGGCCCACCGGCGACGUCCCUCGGGCCCGACGGCGAUGACGCUGGGGCGGCCGAGGCAUCCUCGGCCGCUGAGCAGCCGCCGCUGGACUCGCCCAUAGUGGAGGAGCCACCUUCGCCGGAGGCGGCGACCCCCGCCGCGGCGGGCCCAGAGACUGCGGCCGCCGGGUAUCCCCCAGCCGCCACAGCGGACGGUCCGCAGCUGCCCCUCGUGCGGCAGGAGACCACGUCCUCGGUGUUCAACCUCGACGUUGCAGACUCUGCGACGGCCCAGUUGAUGCGCCAGAGCUUUGAGAUGAUGGCGUCGCUGGACUACGAGGUGGACGGCAGAAACCUCGAGCAGGCCCAGGCCGCCUUCCGCGAGCUCAAGCGGGCGGCCAACCGCGCGAGGUUCCGCCAGGACCGCUUGCGAAGCCCAAGCCCAAGGCGAAGCAACGAGGAAGACGAGGACGACUACCUCGCAGGCGUGCUGCGAGACACCAGGUGGGACCCCCAGCGCGUGCUGAAGUUCCUGUUCAAGCUGCAGAAGGCGCGGCAGAUCCUCCGCAACCAGGCCCGGGACCUGGCGGUCGUGCUGACGCAGAUCUCCGCCUCCGUCUGCGAGCACGCCCGCUCGGACGUCCUCUUCUCCCGAUGGCUGGGGACGCACAGGGGCCCGGGCGAGACCAAGGCGGCCACCGUAUCCUACGGCCUCGCCUCCGCCCUGAAGCUGGCGACGUGGCACGCGGCCGCCCACUUCGUCAGCAGGCGGAGGGACCAGAAGGAGGGCGAGGCGCAAGGGCACCUGAGAACGUGGGAGAGGCACAAGGCCCGGGUCCUCAAGGCGAAGGACGUGGAGUUCGAGGAGGCCCCGCUGAAGCUGCUCCUUGAGGCAGCCUUCGCCGCCGCGGAGCACUGCGUGUCCUGGCGCUUCCCGGACAGCGAGACCGGCCUGUUCGCCAAGCGCGGCCUCUUGCAGAACGGCCUGGGGGCCAUCACCGGCAGGGAGGACUUCGGGCCUCAGAAGGACCUCUUCUUCAGUCUGUUCGACCAGCUUCUGAAGCUCGAGCUGAUGACAGACGACCUGCAUGGGGACCUCAGGUGGAUGCUUUGGAAUCUGGCAUGGGGCUGCGCGAACAAGGCGAAGGGCCUCGGCUGGGGUGGCCCGGCCAGGGAGGCGCUCGUGCGCGCGGAGCGGCACUUCCAGCGCGCCCACCGCGGCGAGAGCCAGUGGCGGGGCGUGAACCUCGGCGGCUGGUUCCUGCUGGAGCCCGGGCCGUGCACCAGCUUCUGGCACUCCCUGCCCCGGGCAGUGCCAAGGGAGGCGAGCUGCGAGUGGAGCUGCUGCGAGGCCCUGGGCGGCGACGCGGCCCGGAGGCUGACGGAGCACCGGCGGAACUACUUCACCGCGGAGGACUUCAAGGCCAUGAAGGCCCAGAGGCUCACGCACGUGCGCCUGCCCUUCGGCGCCUGGUGCGUGGACGGCCCGAGGCCCGGGGAGCCGUACGUGGGGCCCUGCCUGGAGCUGCUGGACUGGGCGCUGGACGCGCUGGAGGGCGAGGGCCUGAUGGUCCUGCUGGACCUCCACGGGUGCGUCGGCGGCGAGAGCGGGGGCGCGCCCUGCGGCCACAGGCACGACGGCUGGCAGCCGGGGAGCUGGGACCGGAAGGCGUCGCUGAGGGUGCUGGAGAAGGUGGCCAAGAGAUACGCCGGGCGCGUGGGCAUCUGCGGCAUAGCGGUGUGCAACGAGCCCUCCGAGAAGGUGCCCGCGCGGGAGCUCGCGGAGUAUUACAAGAAUGCCAUACAAAUCAUCAGACAAGCAGGUAUGCGCGCUGGCGAGGUCGUGGUGGUUCUGCCGGUCUUCACCGAGAGCCGGAAGGACGAGCUCCUGGAGCAGUGGUCGCAGAACUACCUGGAGUUCGAGGACUGCAUCUUCGACCUGCACCUGUACCAGUGCUUCGGCAUGGGGUGGAACUUGUUGCCGGAAUCGCAGCACCUGAACAGGGCCAAGGCGCGCAGGCACCUGCUGCAGUCCCUGCCGGCCUGCACGGUGGGCGAGUGGUCGCUGCAGCUCCCGGGCAAGGCGGCGGACGUGACUCCCUUCGACAGGACCAGAAGAAGGUGCUCCUCGAGCGCUUCGCGGGCGCGCAGCUGGAUGCGUACGAGUGGGCCACGCACGGGUGGUUCCCGCUCGAGGACUCGGCGGGCGUCCAGUGGAGCAUGCGGGACUGCCUGGAGGACGGCUUGGUGCAGGUGCCCGAGGGCGGGCGCAGCGGGACCGUCGUGA
This is a messenger RNA of Prorocentrum cordatum, 2676 nucleotides long. NCBI's taxonomy places the organism in Eukaryota, Dinophyceae, Prorocentrales, Prorocentraceae. The record is from the annotation of a GenBank genome assembly.